Molecule: messenger RNA, 4641 nt
Organism: Gorilla gorilla gorilla (western lowland gorilla)
Lineage: Eukaryota; Metazoa; Chordata; Mammalia; Primates; Hominidae
Gene: ZNF185
Product: zinc finger protein 185 with LIM domain
Exons: 25
Coding region: 222-2420 (732 amino acids)
Source: RefSeq, a predicted model, not a curated record
CCAGUCCGCGCCUCCUCGCCUCCCUGCCCGCUCCCCGCUGUGCACCGCGCCCCGCGCCCCGCGCCCCGCGCCUGCCUCCCCGGCCCGGCCCGGCCGGGCGCUGUCCACCCGAGGGAGCCCGCGCCCUGCGACUGCCCGACCCUCCACCCGCCCCACGAGCCGGGCACCGGUGCCAGAAGCCCUGCUGAAUCAACUGAGAAGAGAGCUGUGGAGCAAUCAUCAUGAGUAUCUCAGCUCUUGGAGGCCGCACCAAAGGGAAGCCUCUGCCACCAGGCGAGGAGGAGCGCAAUAACGUUCUCAAGCAGAUGAAAGUGCGAACCACGCUGAAGGGGGACAAGAGCUGGAUUACCAAGCAGGAUGAAUCGGAGGGUCGCACCAUAGAGCUGCCCUCAGGCCGGAGUCGCGCCACAUCCUUUUCAUCAGCUGGGGAGGUUCCGAAGCCUAGGCCUCCGAGCACAAGGGCUCCCACUGGCUACAUCAUCCGGGGAGUGUUCACCAAGCCCAUAGACAGCUCUUCCCAGCCCCAGCAGCAGUUCCCCAAGGCCAAUGGGACUCCAAAAAGUGCUGCCAGUCUGGUGAGAACAGCUAACACUGGUCCUCCCCGCCCCUCCUCCUCUGGCUACAAGAUGACCACUGAAGAUUACAAGAAGCUGGCACCCUACAAUGUCAGGCGCAGUUCUACAUCAGGGGACACCGAGGAGGAGGAGGAAGUGGUGCCUUUCUCCUCAGAUGAACAGAAACGGAGGUCAGAGGCUGCAAGCAGUGUUCUGAGGAGGACAGCUCCCCGGGAACACUCCUACGUCCUGUCAGCGGCCAAGAAGAGCACUGGCAGUUCUACCCAGGAGACACAGGCACCGUUUAUCGCGAAGAGGGUGGAGGUGGUGGAAGAGGACGGGCCUUCUGAGAAGAGCCAGGACCCACCUGCUCUGGCAAGAUCCACUCCUGGCUCAAACAGUGCGGAUGGAGGCAGGACCAAAGUGUCUCGGGCAAUUUGGAUCGAGUGCCUGCCAAGUAUGCCUAGCCCCGCUAGGAGCCAGGAGCUCAGCUCAAGAGGUGAGGAAAUUGUCCGCCUGCAGAUCCUGACACCCAGGGCAGGACUCCGCCUGGUGGCCCCAGACCUGGAAGGCAUGAGGUCUUCCCCAGGCAACAAAGACAAGGAGGCACCCUGCUCCAGAGAGCUCCAGAGGGACCUGGCUGGUGAGGAGGCUUUCAGGGGCCCCAACACAGACGCUGCAAGGUCAAGUGCACAGUUGAGUGAUGGCAAUGUGGGAUCCGGAGCCACGGGCUCCCCGCCUGAAGGCUUGGCUGCAGUAGACAUCGGCUCCGAGAGAGGAAGCUCCAGUGCCACUUCAGUCUCUGCUGUCCCUGCUGAUAGGAAGAGCAACAGCACAGCAGCCCAGGAGGAUGCAAAGGCAGACCCAAAGGGGGCCUUGGCUGAUUAUGAGGGGAAGAAUGUGGCCACCAGGGUCGGAGAGGCCUGGCAGGAGAGGCCUGGAGCUCCAAGAGGUGGCCAAGGAGACCCAGCUGUACCCACUCAGCAACCUGCAGAUCCCAGCACCCCAGAGUGGCAGAGCAGCCCCAGCGGAUCUGAGCAACUUGUCAGACGAGAGAGUUGUGGCAGCAGGAGAGUGCCACAGCCAGACUCGAGUCCAAAGAAGAUCCCUCCAUUGCCCUGUGGAGGACCAGGCCAGGGGAGUAUACGACGAGACAAGGCAGGAGGCCAUAUUGGAGACUGUUUGCUUACACCAGGGGCAAGCGUGUUGGCUGAUUUUGAGGGGAAGGAUGUGGCCACCAAGGUUGGAGAGGCCUGGCAGGACAGGCCUGGAGCCCCAAGAGGUGGCCAAGGAGACCCAGCUGUACCCACUCAGCAACCUGCAGAUCCCAGCACCCCAGAACAGCAGAACAGCCCCAGCGGAUCUGAGCAAUUCGUCAGACGAGAGAGCUGCACCAGCAGGGUGAGGAGCCCCUCGAGCUGCAUGGUCACUGUUACUGUCACUGCCACUUCUGAGCAGCCUCACAUUUAUAUUCCAGCCCCCGCAAGUGAAUUGGACUCCAGCUCUACCACCAAAGGGAUUCUCUUCGUGAAGGAGUACGUGAAUGCUAGUGAAGUGUCUUCUGGGAAGCCAGUAUCUGCACGCUAUAGCAACGUCAGCAGCAUUGAGGACUCAUUCGCCAUGGAGAAGAAGCCUCCAUGUGGCAGCACUCCAUACUCUGAGAGGACAACUGGAGGGAUCUGUACUUACUGCAACCGUGAGAUCCGAGAGUGUCCAAAGAUUACCCUAGAACAUCUUGGUAUCUGCUGCCAUGAAUAUUGCUUUAAGUGUGGGAUUUGCAGUAAACCGAUGGGCGAUCUCCUGGAUCAGAUCUUCAUUCACCGUGACACCAUUCACUGUGGGAAAUGCUAUGAGAAGCUCUUCUAGCGCCCCCCCCCACUGCCAGGCUGAUCAGAAGCUGAUGACUCGUGGACAAAUUUGGCUGUCCCCAGUUUUGCCCCAAGUUGCUGUCUCCCCUUCCCUCACCUCCUCCCUCCCUGUUUGAUUUCUUCAUGCUUUUGCCCUUCUCAAGUUGAAGUUGCAUACAUCCAAUAUCGUAUCUUAAUGAUGCUAUGAUAAUUGCUUGUGUGUGUAGCUUCUUAUAGCUUAGAAAGCGCUUUAUGUCCAUGAUGUCAUUUCAGGCUCAACCAAAAAGGAUCAAACAGGAAUUCCAUCUUGGCUUCCCUAAGACAGAUUGGCUUUCUAAUGAGUUUAAGUGGGCAGAAGUGUAGGGUUCAGUGUGUCCUGACUCCCUUGAGGCUUAUAAUGGGCCAAGUUGAAGACUGUUGAUGAUCCCUGGUGGGUAAAUUGCAGACAUCAAAUGCUAGGGAUUGGCAUAGGCUAGUGUUUAGCUUGUCUAUUUGCCAUAUCUAUUUUUUUUUAAAUUUCCAUACACUUGUAAAAGUAGUUAGUUGCUUUUGAUUGAGUUAUAUAGCAGUUUUUCAUUUGGUCUUCCACUCACCUUUCACUAUAUUUGAGUGUUCCCUUACAGGUAUGUUGGCAUGUGUUGGAAAAUUUACACAAUUAGGUUUAAGUUCAGUAGGAUGUGAUUUUAGGAUGCUACUGAUCAAAGUGAUAUCUGUGUCUGUUGGAAUCUUGAUAGCUGAUUAAUUUGCCCUCAAUUCUGCUCCCUGAACUUUACACAUAAAUCUUCCCAAGUGGGUUUUAGGGUAUAUAGAUCCCAGCAGGAUUAAGGAGGUGGAAAAGCAGCUAACAUUUCUUGAGGCUCUACCACAUAGCAGGCACUGUCACAAAGUAAUGGCAUUAAUCCCCAUAAUAAUCCUGUGAAGGUGAUAUUCUCAUCCCAUCUUAGACAUGAGGAUAUUGGAACUCAGAGAGGUGGCUAUUGCAUUGCACAGAACUCUACAGAGCCCAUGCUCUUCCCAGAGCAGCACCCACAAAAGCAAGCAUUGAUUUUGUGCUCAGUGUGUGCCAAGCACUGUGCAGAGGGUACACAGUUCCUGCCAGGUUAACACCCUCCCUUCAGGCCUCCCAAAGGCAUAGGCUUGCAAAGAGCAGAAGGUGUGAAAUCACACUCUUCCUCUGGGCAUCCUGGAUCCCUGAAUUAUCCCCCCCCCCGCCCCCCCCAUGAAGUACUUCAAGGGCCAAGCUGCCCCUUUCCCUCCUCUCCGCCCAUGAAAAUGCCUCCAAACUGAGAUGCUUUCAGCUGAGAACAGAUUUGACUCACAGACAUUACCAAAGAGGAGCUUGUGAAUCCGGGAAAAGCUCCAGGGGGCUAGCUGAUCUGAGCAGAGAGCUUUCAGUGACCCAUUUUCCUGUCUAGACUCUGCCUUAAGCUAGUGACAACUGCUGGGGCCCCAGGUACUUGGGACAUGGAAACUCGUUGGAUGGCUAGGCAGAUGUAAGCCUGUCCAUGCAGUCAGCCGACCCCUCUGCUCAGGUUCAGCUGGACUCUGCCAUCUGUGGGCCCAGCAUCACUCUGUAAGUUCCUUGAAAGGAAGAACAACCUUAGGGUAUUUCUGAUUCAAAAUGAUGGCCUCUGCUCUUGAUUUAAUUAUAAAAUGUCUACGUCUUUCUCCAGUUUCUGAGCCCUAUGCACAUUGGCUUGUGGACUUGUUCUUCCUGCCAAAUGAUCAGAGAGGAACAUUCCAUUUAUUUGUAUUGGAUUUCCUCUGGAGGGCAUGUACCCACACUAAAUACCAACUGCUCUUCCUCAGCUGUAGUCCCCAACAUCAGACUUGGCACAUGGUGGACACUAACACACAGGUACUCAAUGAAUGAGUGAAGGAAGUAAAAGUCACCCCGUUGGUGAGAGGUGCUAUCCCUGAGUCUCAGUGCAGGCCCAGUGGAUGAAAGGCAAGGUAAACAGGCCCAAGAUAGGCUGGCUUCCCCCGUUCAAGGUAUAGUCUGCCUUUAAGGGAGUUUUAGAACCAACAUGCAAGACAUUGAAAGAAAUCUUGCAAGAGCCAUUAUUGACUUAGAUCCAAAACAGCCUCUCUCAUGUCUAAAAAGGCACAGAAUUUUGCAGAUCUGAGGAAGAGGGAUGCAUUACCUUUUUGCUUCUUUUCAAUUGCUUAGUGUUUCCAAUCAUACUUAAUCCACAUUAAUGUGCACAAUUAUAAUAAAUGGUAAGAUAUUACAUGUGUCA